GUUCCGUAAGUCAAAGAUGCAACGGAUGAAUUCUCACAGCUAUAAAUUCAUGCGGCUCAGCUUUUCUGAGCAAACCCUAGACCGACAUUUGCGGGUGCCACUUCCUCUGAAGAGUAUCUGCGCAUCUCUAUCGCCGAAACAAGCCAAACCUACUAGCUAGCAAUGGCAGUCGCAUUCCAUGAUCUUGUCUCACCGGCUGGCCUCAAGAAACUUGAUGACUACCUCCUUACUCGCAGUUAUAUCACUGGGUACCAAGCUUCAAAAGAUGAUGUUACAGUGUAUGCAGCUCUGCCAAAGGCUCCAUCAUCUGAAUUCGUGAAUUUGUCCCGGUGGUUCAUCCAUAUUGAUGCACUCCUAAGGAUUUCUGGUGUAUCUGCAGAAGGUUCAGGAGUCACUGUUGAGGGAUUUGCUUCUAUCACAGAAGAGGCAAUUGCAACUCCUCCAGCUGCUGAUUCAAAGGCUGCUGCUGCCGAUGAUGAUGAUGAUGUGGAUCUGUUUGGUGAAGAGACUGAAGAGGAAAAGAAGGCUGCAGAAGAACGUGCGGCUGCUGUCAAAGCAUCUGCAAAAAAGAAAGAGUCUGGAAAGUCAUCUGUUCUAUUGGAUGUCAAACCAUGGGAUGAUGAGACUGACAUGAAAAAGCUUGAGGAAGCAGUUAGAAGCAUUCAGAUGGAAGGACUGCUUUGGGGAGCCUCCAAGCUUGUGCCUGUUGGAUAUGGUAUAAAGAAAUUGCAGAUUAUGCUAACCAUUGUGGAUGACUUGGUGUCUGUCGACAACCUCAUUGAGGAACAUCUGACAGUUGAGCCAGUGAAUGAGCAUGUCCAGAGCUGUGAUAUUGUGGCCUUCAACAAGAUAUAAUUUGAGGAUCCUUCUGGCUGGGACAGGGUGAAGGAGAGGUUUCUUUGAGUGAAGAUGUAUUUGGGGGAAAUGAUAUAUAUUAUUUUUGGCCUUGGCAUGAUCGCUUCCCUAUUUUGGUUGUUUUUUAUUUUGGACCUGGUUAAAGGGUUGUUCAUUGUAGUAUCUUUGGGCCGGUGACAAUUUUAUCAGUUCUGCAUGUUUUGAAAAA
Hevea brasiliensis (rubber tree) is the source of this 1063-nucleotide messenger RNA. Its product is annotated as elongation factor 1-delta 1. Gene Ontology annotation, molecular function: translation elongation factor activity; guanyl-nucleotide exchange factor activity. Lineage: Eukaryota; Viridiplantae; Streptophyta; Magnoliopsida; Malpighiales; Euphorbiaceae. The coding region runs from base 163 to 855 and encodes 230 amino acids. The transcript is spliced from 8 exons. The record is from RefSeq and is a predicted model, not a curated record. Gene Ontology annotation, cellular component: cytosol; eukaryotic translation elongation factor 1 complex. Gene Ontology annotation, biological process: translational elongation.